This is a messenger RNA of Pipistrellus nathusii (Nathusius's pipistrelle), 777 nucleotides long. The record is from the annotation of a GenBank genome assembly. NCBI's taxonomy places the organism in Eukaryota, Metazoa, Chordata, Mammalia, Chiroptera, Vespertilionidae.
AUGAAGACCUCUCACAAAAAGGUACCUGCAGAGCAGGAAACCAGAGAUGAAGUAAAUCACCACACCAGAUCCGCACAUGUGAAGAAGAAAAAAACGUGUCAUAAGAAGCAGAGGGGCAGACCUUCGUCCCAGCUCCGCAGGAGCCUCGUGGGCUGCAGGAUCUCCCAUGGGUGGAAGGAAGGCGACGAGCCCAUCACCCAGUGGAAAGGGACUGUCCUGGACCAGGUGCCCAUCAAUCCCGCUCUGUACCUGGUCAAAUACGAUGGCAUUGACUGUGUCUAUGGACUGGAACUGUACAGGGAUGAGAGAGUCUUGUCUCUUAAGGUUCUCUCAGACAGGGUGGCAUCCUCUCAAGACACGGAUGCAAACCUGGCCAGCUCCAUCAUUGGCAAAGCGGUGGAGCAUCUGUUUGAGGGCGAGCAGGGCGCCAAGGAUGAGUGGAGAGGGAUGGUGUUGGCCCAAGCGCCCAUCAUGAAAGCGUGGUUCUACAUCACCUAUGAGAAAGAUCCCGUCCUGUACAUGUACCAGCUUCUGGAUGACUACAAGGAAGGAGACCUCCGCAUCAUGCCAGAUCCCAGCGAGUCUCCAGCAGAGAGAGAGCCAGAAGGAGUUAUAGAUGGCCUGAUAGGCAAGCACGUGGAAUAUACCAAAGAAGAUGGCUCCAAACGGAUAGGCAAGGUUAUUCACCAAGUGGAGGCCAAACCCUCUGUGUACUUCAUCAAGUUUGAGGAUGAUUUCCAUAUCUAUGUCUAUGAUUUGGUAAAAAGGUCCUGUUAG